Cynoglossus semilaevis (tongue sole) is the source of this 1982-nucleotide messenger RNA. RefSeq names its product histone deacetylase 2. Gene Ontology annotation, molecular function: histone deacetylase activity. The record is from RefSeq and is a predicted model, not a curated record. Gene Ontology annotation, cellular component: NuRD complex. The transcript has 14 exons. The coding region runs from base 142 to 1608 and encodes 488 amino acids. NCBI's taxonomy places the organism in Eukaryota, Metazoa, Chordata, Actinopteri, Pleuronectiformes, Cynoglossidae. Gene Ontology annotation, biological process: heterochromatin formation.
CCCGGCCCGGACCCCGCUCCUCUUUGCUCCUCCUACUGAAAGGCUCGUAUUAGUUGGUGGUGUUUUCUUCUGUGUUUGUUCGCCCAGGCAUCAACGAAAGCUGCUUCUAACCAGCAUUUUACCCAGGAUACUGAACGAAACAUGGCUUACACGACUGCAGGCGGGACCAAGAAAAAAGUUUGCUACUACUAUGACGGUGACAUAGGAAAUUACUACUACGGACAGGGACACCCAAUGAAACCCCAUCGUAUUCGGAUGACUCACAACCUGCUUCUCAACUAUGGACUUUACAGGAAAAUGGAAAUCUAUAGACCACACAAAGCCACAGGAGAGGAAAUGACAAAAUAUCACAGCGACGACUACAUCAAGUUCCUCAGAUCUAUACGGCCAGACAACAUGUCGGAGUUCAGCAAGCAGAUGCAGCGCUUCAAUGUUGGGGAGGACUGUCCUGUUUUUGAUGGGCUCUUUGAGUUCUGCCAACUUUCUGCCGGGGGCUCUGCAGCUGGCUCAGUGAAACUGAACAGACAGCAGACUGACAUCGCGGUGAACUGGGCCGGAGGUCUUCAUCACGCAAAGAAGUCUGAAGCAUCUGGAUUCUGCUACGUUAACGACAUCGUGCUGGCCAUCCUGGAGUUGCUUAAGUACCACCAGAGGGUGCUAUAUAUAGACAUAGACAUCCACCAUGGGGAUGGAGUGGAGGAGGCCUUCUACACCACAGACAGGGUUAUGACCGUGUCUUUUCAUAAAUAUGGGGAGUACUUCCCUGGAACUGGAGAUCUCAGGGAUAUUGGAGCAGGAAAAGGCAAGUACUACGCUGUCAACUUCCCUCUGCGAGACGGUAUAGACGACGAGUCAUAUGAGCAAAUUUUCAAACCAGUAAUGGCCAAGGUGAUGGAGAUGUACCAGCCAAGUGCCGUGGUGCUGCAGUGUGGUGCAGACUCUCUCUCGGGCGAUCGCCUCGGCUGCUUCAACCUCACCAUCCGAGGACAUGCAAAGUGUGUGGAGUACAUGAAGUCUUUCAACCUGCCACUACUAAUGCUGGGUGGAGGAGGAUACACCAUCCGCAAUGUUGCCCGAUGCUGGACCUACGAGACGGCAGUCGCUUUGGACACAGACAUCCCUGAUGAAUUGCCCUACAAUGACUACUUUGAAUACUUUGGGCCUGACUUCAAGCUACACAUCAGCCCCUCUAACAUGACCAACCAGAACACGCAGGAGUACAUGGACAAGAUUAAACAGCGGCUCUUUGAGAAUCUGCGAAUGUUGCCCCAUGCCCCUGGGGUUCAGAUGCAAGCCAUCCCAGAGGACGCCAUCCCAGAUGACAACGUGGACGAGGACACAGAGGAUCCAAACAAACGCUUAUCUAUUCGUGCGACGGAUAAGAGGAUAGCGUGUGAUGAAGAGUUCUCCGACUCCGAAGACGAAGGCGAAGGAGGCAGGAGGAAUGUGUCCAAUCACAAAAGGGGACCUAAAAGGCCGAGAGUCGAUGAAGAGAAGAAGGAAACGGAGGAGCAGAAAUCUGAAAUAAAAGAAGAAGAGAAAACCAAGGAGAUUGGUGCUGAGAAGCCAGACUCUAAAUGUGUGAAGACAGAGCAGAUAAGCCCCUAAAUCUGUUCUACCCCCGUCAUGACCACAUGGUGCUGUCCAUCAUCAGGAAUCCUUCUCCAAUCUUCUAAUACAAAGAUAGAGCUGGACAUGAGCUGUUGUCAAAAUCUUUCUAUUUAUUACAAUUCUGUUUUGUACUUUGAAGUCUUUUGUCUCUGUGUGUAGUGGGUCUCCUGAGACAUGUGAAAAUGUCCAAUGCAGCGUUCUUGAACUGCCGACUCGUUGAAUUCCAAUGUGCUUGACCUUCUGAAGGAAAUUUGCUUGUUUGUUGCUUUUUUCCUUUUAAUGUUUUUUUUUCCCCCGUUUUUCAAAACCCGAAGAGAUCUGUCAUUUAAAUUUUGAUAUUUGCAUUUGCCAAUAAAUGUUUUAUAAAUAUA